AUGCCCUCUGGGUGCAGCACCAUGACGUACAAGUCCUACAACCCUCUCGCCACCAUCACCGACCCUGCUCCUGCCUCGCCGUCCUCCGUUAAAGCCGGCCUGGACCUGAAAAACAGGACCUACUUCGUCACCGGCGGCGCCCGCGGCCUCGGCCUGAGCCUUAUCACGGCCAUUCUCGAGGCAGGCGGCAGCGCAGUGGCACUAGAUCUGCUGCCAGAGCCGCUCACCGAAGAGUGGGCCGCCGCACAGACGCUCGCCAAGGAAAACGGCGGGUCCCUCUCGUUCAACACGCUCGACGUCACCAGCGAGCCGGCCGUCGAGUUGCUUCUGCCACGGCUCGCUCAGGAGGCCGCUGAGGCUGGCAGACCGGUCCACGGGCUGGUGAACUGCGCCGGUAUCAACCAGAAGCUGCCAGCCAUCGACUACCCCGUCGAGCUGUACCGGAAAAUCGUCGACAUCAACUUUGUGGGCUCGUUCAUCAUGGCCAAGCACACGGCCAAGAUCCUGGUGGCAGAAGGGACGCCGGGCUCGAUUGUGCUGAUUGGGUCGAUGUCGGGCAUUAUCGCGAACCGCGGGCUCGAAAACACGGCGUACAACACGUCCAAGGCGGCCGUUCUGCAACUUGCACGGUCGCUGUGCCAGGAGUGGGGCCAGUACGGCAUCCGCAUCAACACCAUUUCACCGGGUUAUAUCAUAACUGCCAUGACGCAGGAGCUGCUGGACGUGGAACCCGAGCUCUACGAGACGUGGAUGCGCGGCGCAAUGCUCAACCGUCUGGGCGCACCCGACGACUUCAAGACGGCUGCGGUGUUCCUGCUCGGCGACGGGUCGCGGUUCAUGACAGGCUCUGACCUCAGAAUCGACGGCGGCCACUGUGCCGGCGCGUAG
Molecule: messenger RNA, 888 nt
Organism: Ogataea haglerorum
Lineage: Eukaryota; Fungi; Ascomycota; Pichiomycetes; Pichiales; Pichiaceae
Exons: 1
Coding region: 1-888 (295 amino acids)
Cellular component (GO): intracellular anatomical structure
Molecular function (GO): oxidoreductase activity, acting on NAD(P)H, oxygen as acceptor
Source: RefSeq, a predicted model, not a curated record